This is a messenger RNA of Quercus robur (English oak), 1422 nucleotides long. Its product is annotated as U1 small nuclear ribonucleoprotein C-like. The record is from RefSeq and is a predicted model, not a curated record. Gene Ontology annotation, biological process: mRNA 5'-splice site recognition; spliceosomal snRNP assembly; mRNA splicing, via spliceosome. The coding region runs from base 453 to 1073 and encodes 206 amino acids. Gene Ontology annotation, molecular function: pre-mRNA 5'-splice site binding; zinc ion binding. Lineage: Eukaryota; Viridiplantae; Streptophyta; Magnoliopsida; Fagales; Fagaceae. The transcript is spliced from 5 exons. Gene Ontology annotation, cellular component: nucleus; U1 snRNP.
UCGGUUCGGUAAUAAAUUUGAAAAAAAACCAAGCUGGCCGAACCGCACACACCCCUAAUUUUGGUGGUGUUUUAGUAUUGUGCUUGAGAAUUUUGAGUGCUGCUUCAAUCUAAGAUUAAAAAGUUUAAUAUUUUGGUUCUGGGUUUUACAUUUUAUGGAUAAAAAUUUAGUGGUGGUUUAUUAUUGUGCUUAGAAAUGUUGGGUGCUGCUUCAAUAUAAGACCAACAGUUUGGCUCUUAUUAAAGUUUUGGUUUUGGGGCUGAUCUGUUUCUGGGUUUUGCUUUUAAUUAUUUAUAUAAUUCAAAUAAAUAAUAAUUAAAUUAUUUAUGACGUUACCGGUUCGACCAUAAAACCGGUAAUUAGCUCAUUUUUUGGUUCUUUCACAGUACCAGUUUUCAAAACCAUGUUUGCUCUUCUCUCUCUGAACCUUAGGGUUUCAAUUCAACACAGCCAUGCCUCGCUACUUCUGCGAUUACUGUGACACCUACUUGACUCACGAUUCUCCAUCUGUGAGAAAGCAGCACAAUGCAGGUUACAAACAUAAGGCAAAUGUUAGGGCAUACUAUCAGCAAUUUAAGGAGGCACAAACCCAAAACUUCAUUGAACAAAGGAUUAAGGAACAUCUUGGGCAAACUGCGGCAUUCCAGCAGGUUGGUGCUGCUUACAAUCAACAUCUAAUGGUUCAGAGGCCCCACCUUCCUGUUCUACCUACACCUGUAAUGCCGAUGCCUGGUAGCACACAGUUGCCUGGAAGUUCACCAUUAAUCCCAGGGAUUAGGCCUCCUGUUUUGCCAAGACCCCUUGGUGCUCCAGGUUAUAUGCCUUCUCCGGUGAUGGCACCUAUGAUAGCUCCACCUGGUGCUCCUUCCUUACCUGCUCAAUUAAAUCCUAUUCCAAGGCCUCCUGAUAGUGUAGCCACAACAGUUCCUGGAAGCACAGCAGCACCCACCUCUUCCAACGGUGCACCACCUAUGGUCAGACCACCAUUGUAUCAAGCCAAUCCAGUGGCAUCAACAGGUGGAGGCUAUGAUAGUCUCAAUGCCAAUACUCAAGCUCCUGAGGCUAAUCAUUAGCCUUGAUCUUCUGGCAAAUGAAGCAAGCCAAGAAAUUAUUGUGGUUCAACUCCUAUGUUGGGAUUUCCAUCAUUUGGUCCAUUGAUUUUCAGUUCUCACUGUGUAAUGUGCAUUAAGAGCUUGUCACCUGAUGCUGAACAUAAAGAAUAGUUGUGCAUUCUCAUUUUUGUAAGAAUCAUGUCAUAGAUGCAUAUCUAGUUGAUGCGACUGGAAAAGAACCGUUUACAGAGAGUUAUUAUCUACUUUGACAUGCUCUUAUGCUAUAGCAGCAAUUAUUGCUUGAAAUAUGUUUUCAAAAACCAAUUCGCAAGCAAGUGCUGGUUGCAAGGAAAAGACAAUUUUUGGCCAA